UCUUGAACGUUGCGUACAGAUCAUCUGCGACCUACACCUCCGAGUCAUUCAAGCGACGACUUCUUUUGAAAGAUAAAAUCAAAAGAAUACAAUACAAUGGGUCUCAUCAAGUCCCUCGUCAUCGACGGUGUUAAGAAACGCUACAGCACCGGAAAUAUUAUCUCGACGCUGUUCGAAUCCUGCAUUCGAUUUUUGCAGUUUGUCUUUGGUAUCGCCGUCAUUGGGCUCUACGCCCAGGAUGUUAAUCAUGCAAGGAAAUCGGGACUUCCUAUGGAUUCUGUUUCAAAAUGGAUCUACGCCACAGUCAUUGGCUCUCUCUCUUCAAUCACCGCCAUAAUUUACAUCCUCCUCCCCUGCGCCGCGCACAGGCCACUUUCCAGCUUCCGGGUUCUCCAACUACCCUGCUUCGCAUUUGACUCACUCAUGUUCGUCCUAUGGCUCGUGGUCUUCGGCAUCUUCGCCAAAAUGUACAUCUCGAAGGACCACAAGAAAGAUGCAGACUUGAAGCGAAUGCACCAUGCCGUGUACGUCGAUCUGAUCAAUCUGUCAUUCUGGAUGAUCACCGCGGUCUGGUGCGGACUGAGGUGGUGGAGGGGCGACAGGGCGGCGAAGCAGGCGGAGAAGAACGAACAGUUUGCUGCUGAAGAGGGACAGAUGCAGCAGAUCCAUUAGAAUCCUUGUGAUUCUGCAUGAUAUCUACCUCAAAUGGGUGAGGGAGAUAAUAAUUGUGGAGGCGAGCCUUUUGCGUUGGCGAUGGCCACAUCCCCAGAUACUCACAUGUUAUCCUGUUAAUCAUAUCACGGUGUUGGCAAGGUGUUUUGGGUGGCCAAUUCAUUUUAUGUGCAUUAUGCUGCU
Molecule: messenger RNA, 855 nt
Organism: Coccidioides posadasii C735 delta SOWgp
Lineage: Eukaryota; Fungi; Ascomycota; Eurotiomycetes; Onygenales; Onygenaceae
Cellular component (GO): membrane
Source: RefSeq, a predicted model, not a curated record